Molecule: messenger RNA, 3001 nt
Organism: Trichobilharzia regenti
Lineage: Eukaryota; Metazoa; Platyhelminthes; Trematoda; Strigeidida; Schistosomatidae
Source: the annotation of a GenBank genome assembly
CUGAACGUUCGUUUUCGAACUGGUAGCCACUGGUGGGCAACUCGAAGGCGCGAAGAGUUCGAUUGUGUACAAGUUCGACGAAGACGACCAAAAAAGAAUAAAAACUUGUAUUAUUCUGCACUUUAAUUGCAAAACAAUAUAGCUUCCUUCUUACAGUACUGGUGUUUUGGAAUUAAAGUCUAAGAAAGUACAUAGUUUUUAUCGGUUCUUGGCGUCUUCGUAGCAAUAGGAGCUGAGGCUUAAGUUCCUUGACAGUUUCUAUUCAUCUGUUUGUUUUCUAAAGCGCCUUCUGGAACUCUCCCGGGUGUACUCACUGGGUCUGCAGCCAGCAUCUCUCUGGACACGGAUUAUCAACGCAAUUUGGAUCCUUUGGUGACGUUGGAUAAUGCCUGGGUCAGGGAAGGGACGUGGCACCAUGGAAGCAGACGAAAAAGUAACAUGAGCUCUAACAGUUCUCCGUCAAGCAUCACUAAUACACUAAAUGACAGCAGACCACCAGCUAAUGUCGAACCAUACCGCCGGAAGAAUUCUAGACUACCGCUAGUCAAUUUUGACUUAAGACGAUAUAAGUCAACAUUCUAUCGGCGUCUAAAAAAGUACAAUCUGGAUUGGAAGAAGCGUGUAGAAGAAUCAUAUGCGAAAAUUCUUGAAAGUGAACCACAACCUGAAACAAUGGCAGGAAACAUGGUUACUCCCCAACAAAUUAUCGUUCCAGUUGAUGUUCCUUGUAAUAGCAUGGCACCUCCACCGUCAUUUGAUGAAUAUUUACCGAAUGAACAACUGUCUGCAACAGAGGAAGCUGACCAAACCGAGUGCACUCCAGUGGAUUCUGUUCGCAACGUCGUCUACAGAUGCAAGCUGAAUAUGACUACUACUCGUAUUUUGCUGGAAGAAUUAAGGCCCCAUCUUCGUGAACUGCCGACUGACCCUCGGACAUUGAUGAGGACUAAAGACUUUUUUGAAAGGAGAGCAGUUGGUCCUGGAAUAUAUGUUCACAUUGGUCUUCGUCGUCAGAUUUUAUCUCGGUUACAAAUUGUCAAAUGUGAAGUCUCUGUGCCAAUUGCUCUUCAGCUGAACAUUGAUGGUGCCCCAAUUUUCAACAACUCCAAAUUACAGAUGUGGCCAAUACAAGGGAAGUUACUUUUGUCGGGCUGUGACAAGGUAUUCUUGGUAGGAGUCUACUGUGGUUCGUGUAAACCUUUAAGUAUACACAGUUUUUUGAGGGACACUAUCAUCGAAUUAGAAAACAUUUGUGCCAAUGGUGUCACAUUACCCAACAAUCAUCGCAUAGACAUUGUACUUAAGGCCGUCAUCUGUGACACACCAGCAAGAGCACUAGUUAAGCAAAUAAGUGGUCACAAUUCAACACAAGGAUGCGAUAAAUGUGAGGCUUUAUGCCGUCGUGCUAAUCAUCGCAUGGUUUUUCCUACUACAUGUGCUGCUUUAAGAACAGACAUGUCUUUUCGCAACCAAACUUUGCCAUGUCACCAUAAGGGUAAAUCUCCUUUCGAGAGAUUGCAUGUAGACAUGAUCACUGUUUUCCCCAUAGAUAGCAUGCAUCUCAUAUACUUAGGUGUAGUUCGAAAGUUGAUUGGCCUGUGGAAAUCGAUGGCCACAUCUAGGGCAGAUGGCAUGCAUACUACGAUAUUGAACACUGUUAACUGCAGACUACUCGGCUCACACAAGUUGACUCCUUUUGAAUUCCAGCGUAAGUGUCGAACAUUAGACGACGUUGACCAUUGGAAAGCAACGGAGUGUAGGCUUUUUCUUUUAUAUUUAGGAGUGGUAUACCUUAAAGACGUAUUACCACCUUGCUUUUAUGAGAACUUCUUCGAUUUAUUCUUGUCAUGUUACAUCUUAAGUCACCCGGCUUAUUCUUCCUAUUACCUAGAUGACGUGAAGGGUUUAUUAUUGAAAUUCGUUGGGAACUUUAGGUCAUUAUUUGGGGAGGAAAACAUGGUAUACAAUAUCCAUGGAUUACUUCAUAUUUGUGAGGACGUGAAACAGCACGGACCACUGGACACUUUCUCAUGUUUCCCAUUUGAAUCCAACAUGCGUUUUCUCCAGACUCUAGUCAAAGGUCCCAAUAACCCAGCAGUUCAGAUAGGUAAACGCAUGGUUAGUCGAAGCUGAUUCUGCAAAAUCAGAGAUAACUCCUAAUGUAUCUGUAAAUGUGUCUAAGCAGACUGCUACGUUUUCCAACUUUAGAAUAAGCUCAUAUCCUCCUGACAAUUGCUUUGUGGUAGGCAAUACACCAGGAGUGGUUUCAGAAAUUGUAUGCGGAAAUCAGUUUCGAUUCCGAGCUUAUAAGAAUCCAAAGAGCUUUUUUAAAAACCCACUAGAUUCGAGGGAUAUUGGGAUAUAUCAGGUAGAUAACUUUGAGGGUGACACAAGUUUACGGGCUUUCAGUGAAAUUCGGGCGAAGUGCAUUGGCUUAAGUCUUUUGCAUAACUCCGUUAUAAUUUCCAUAUUGCACACCUCUAAAUUGUCGUGACUUAAAGAGUACUACAGUUUACAGUGAGCCACAGUUGACCGAUAUCAAGGAUACAAACAAAUUGUAUUAACUUAUGCAAACUGUGUUCACUAUCGUUAUUCCAUUCUCCUCCAUUGUAUACAUACAUAUAUCUUGUUUCAGUGAAAACUUUUAAACAUGCAUACUCCAUGUGUACAUUGUUUUCAGACUGAUAAUGCCUGUCAACUGCCAUGUGCAUUAAAAGACAGUAUAUUAUCAUAAGAUUCUUUUUAUUGUUAUAUUAGGGAAUUGACUUCAAGCUUUAUUUAUUUUCCCAAGUAUCCGUAAUCCCUCCAACGAAUGCUUGGGUUUUUUUUGUUAAUGCGAAGUCAAUAUCCCUAUAUCUCCUGAUGUGGUCUAUUGAAUCAGUAGUUAUCAUAUUUUUACCACAAACUAAAGAAAAAAUGACAGCAGCCGUAAAUCAUGUAAUUUAAACAAUUGGUGUUUCCUACAUAGCUAGGAAAAAAUGUGUACCUUAUUAUAUAUACU